GCGCGGCUGACGCCGUGCGGAUUUCGCUGCAGGGACGCGGUGACAGGGAUUUGCGGGUCGCGUUCUCUCCCUCCGAUACAACGUUGCCGCGUUUGUACUCGGUGACGGGCGUGGAGAUUAUUGGUGGGGACGAGACUUUCGGAGCGAAUACCCUACUCCAAAGAGGGAUGAGCACCCUUAGAUGGUUGUAACUGUGGCAAGUGGUCGAAAGUUCUCAUGUGUUCUUCCCCGCAGGCUUUUCCACCAGUUGCCCAUUUCCAUGCCUGGCUUGACUCUGGAUAAAGACAACUUUGGGGGGCUUCCUUUUUGGUUCGGGUUUAGAACGUUUACCCUUAGGGGAACGGAAAUCUGCUGAAUGGCUAAUAGAAUUUCUUGUUUACAGGAAAGCAUUUAAGAAGCAAAGCUUAGGGGGGCUUAUUCGUGGGAAUGGUUCCCAGGGAGACCCUGGAAGGUGCAGGUGGUCCGCUUUAAACAAGGGUGUACUGUUGUUCACUUGUGACGGCAUUUGGAGCUCUGGUCUAUCUUUAGGCCAAGAAAUGGGGCCCUUAUGGAGGCCUCCAGCAGCGGCUGAGUUAGAAGUGGGGGUGGGGAGCUUGGUGUGUCCCCACUUUGAGAAAUAAAAGCAGAGGUGGGCCUCCAAGUACUAAUUCUCCUGGAGUCAGAAACUGUUUUCCGAGUCCUUUCCUCUGAGCGGUUGGUAAUUUCUUCCCAUAUUUUGGGUUGCUGGUCUGGUUCCCUUUGUAACUUUCAGCAUUUGAGAGACCAGAGCGUUUGGCUUUAAAGUUAUUAGGGAGGUUGGGAGCUGUGGCCGGGAAACUUUCCUUAUGUGGUGAGAACUACUAAAGGAGCAGAAGGAAGGAGAAGGGGAGACUAGAGUUAGUCAUGGCCCCAGAAGAAUUGUUUUUCAAAGGCUCAACUCUAAAGCCUUGAGCGCAACACAAAGCUUUUAAUAUAGACAUGAAGGAAAAAAUGAGAAGAAUAAACCUGAAUACCAAUCCUUUAUGUUGUAUUUUAGGAGUCCAGCUAUCCUUCCCCAAGAAGAAAUCUAUUAGUUUUAGACUGGGGAAUUCCUUUACGUAAACAAUUAGAAUGAAAGAACCUUUGGAUGGUGAAUGUGGCAAGGCAAUGGCACCACAGCAGGGACUUCUGGACAAAAUUAAAGAAGAACCUGACAAUGCUCAAGAGUAUGGACAUGCCCCAAAGCAAAAAACUCAAGAAAGUGAACUGAAAAUUAGUGCUGUGUUUUCAGUCAGUGACAGUCCUCUUGCCCAACAGUUGACUCCAGGCUUUCAGUUUUCUCUUGCAUCAUCUGGCCCAAAUGUAUUGCUUCCUUCGGCUCCAGCCGUAGCUAUUCAGGUUUUUUGUUCUGGUUGUAAAAAAAUGCUUUAUAAAGGGCAAACUGCAUAUCAUAAGACAGGAUCUACUCAGCUCUUUUGCUCCACGCGGUGCAUCACUGGAUAUCCUUCACCUGUCUGCAUACCAACUCCUCCCAGGAAAACCUGCACAAACUGCUCAAAAGACAUUUUAAAUCCAAAGGAUGUGAUCACGACCCGUUUUGAAAAUUCUAGCAAAGAUUUCUGCAGCCAAUCAUGCCUUUCUUCUUAUGAGCUAAAGAAGAAGCCUGUUGUUACCAUAUAUACUAACAGCAUUUCAACCAAGUGCAGCAUGUGUCAGAAGAAUGCUGAUAUCCGAUUUGAAGUUAAAUAUCAAAAUGUGGUACAUGGUCUUUGUAGUGAUGCCUGUUUCUCAAAAUUUCACUCCGCCAACAACCUCACCAUGAACUGUUGUGAGAACUGUGGGGGCUACUGCUACAGCAGCUCUGGGCCUUGCCGGUCCCAGAAGGUGUUUAGUUCAACAAGCGUCACAGCAUAUAAGCAGAAUUCAGCCCAAACUCCUCCAUACGCCUUGGGGAAAUCAUUGAGGCCUUCAGCAGAAAUGAUUGAGACUACCAACGACUCAGGAAAAACCGAACUUUUCUGCUCUAUUAAUUGCUUAUCUGCUUAUAGAGUUAAGACCGUUAUUUCUUCAGGUGUCCAGGUUUCAUGUCAUAGUUGUAAAACCUCAGCAAUCCCUCAGUAUCACCUAGCCAUGUCCAAUGGAACUAUCUAUAGCUUCUGCAGCUCCAGUUGUGUGGUGGCUUUCCAGAAUGUAUUUAACAAGCCAAAAGGAACAAACUCGUCAGCAGUGUCCCUGUCUCAGGGCCAAGUGGUUGUAAGCCCACCAGCUGGGUCAUCAGUAUCAGCUGGAGGAGGUAACACCUCUGCUGGUUCCCCUGCCUCCAUCAGUGGUUCUCCUGCAGCCAGUUUCCGGCCUGUUGCGGCCCCAUCCCAGCAAGUUGCUUUAACCCGGACACUUGUUAAACUCAAGUGUCAGCACUGUAACCAUCUGUUUGCCACAAAACCAGAACUUCUGUUCUACAAGGGUAGAAUGUUUCUUUUUUGUGGCAAGACUUGUUCUGAUGAAUACAAAAAGAAAAAUAAAGUUAUGGCAAUGUGUGAUUACUGUAAACUGCAGAAAAUUAUAAAGGAGACUGUCCGAUUCUCAGGGGUUGAUAAGCCAUUCUGUAGUGAAGUUUGCAAAUUCCUCUCUGCCCGUGACUUUGGAGAGCGCUGGGGGAAUUACUGUAAGAUGUGCAGUUACUGCUCACAGACAUCCCCUAAUUUGGUAGAAAAUCGAUUGGAAGGAAAGCUAGAAGAGUUCUGUUGUGAAGAUUGCAUGUCCAAAUUUACAGUUUUGUUUUAUCAGAUGGCCAAGUGUGAUGGCUGUAAACGACAGGGUAAGCUAAGUGAGUCCAUAAAAUGGCGAGGAAACAUCAAACAUUUCUGUAACUUAUUUUGUGUCUUGGAGUUUUGUCAUCGACAAAUUAUGAAUGACCCUCUUUCACAAAAUAAAGUAAAUAUUUAUAAGGCGCAAACUACUUCAACGGAGCUCCCUUCUACAAGGAAAAAUACAACACCAGUUAUAACCAGUGUGGUGUCAUUGGCAAAAAUACCUCCUGCCCAGCCCACAGGGAACACUAAUAGUGUUUUAAAAGGUGCAGUUACUAAAGAGGCAACACAAAAAGUCAUUGAAGAUGGAAGCACACAGAUAGAUGCCACAAAACUUCUAUCUUCCCAGUCUUCCAAGCUUUUAAAGAACAAAGCAGUAUUGUGCAAGCCUGUCACACAGACCAAGGCCACCUCUUGCAAACCACAUACACAACACAAGGAAUGUCAGACAGAUUUACCUAUGCCUAAUGAGAAAAAUGAUGCGGAACUUGAUUCUCCACCUGCAAAGAAAAAAAGAAUAGGUUUUUUCCAGACUUAUGAUGCGGAAUAUUUAAAAGUUGGUUUUAUUAUCUGUCCAGGAUCAAAAGAAAGUUCACCAAGGCCACAAUGUGUCAUUUGUGGAGAAAUCUUAUCCACUGAAAACAUGAAGCCAGCAAAUCUUUCUCAUCAUCUGAAGACAAAACAUUCAGAAUUAGAAAACAAACCAGUAGAUUUUUUUGAACAAAAAUCUCUUGAAAUGGAAUGUCAGAAUAGUUCUUUAAAAAAGUGUUUACUAGUUGAAAAGUCACUUGUGAAAGCUUCUUAUUUAAUUGCUUUCCAAAUUGCUGCCAGCAAGAAGCCAUUCUCCAUUGCCGAAGAAUUAAUUAAACCAUAUUUAGUGGAAAUGUGUUCAGAAGUUUUGGGUUCAAGUGCUGGAGACAAAAUGAAAACCAUUCCUCUUUCUAAUAACACGAUUGGACACAGGAUUGAUGAGUUGUCUGCAGACAUUGAAGAUCAGCUGAUUCAAAAAGUCAGAAAGUCAAAGUGGUUUGCCCUUCAGGUAGAUGAAUCAUCAGAAAUCUCAAAUAUCACCCUUCUUUUGUGCUAUAUUCGUUUCAUUGAUUAUGAUUGCAGUGAUAUAAAAGAAGAAUUACUGUGUUGCAUUGAAAUGCCUUCUCAAAUAACUGGUUUUGAAAUAUUUGAACUAAUAAAUAAAUAUAUUGAUAGUAAGUCUCUGAAUUGGAAACACUGUGUUGGUCUCUGUACAGAUGGGGCUGCAAGCAUGACUGGCAGGUGUUCUGGUUUAAGGGAAAAGAUUCAAGAAAUCGCCACGAAUACAGUGGCAUUUACACACUGUUUUAUUCACCGUGAGCAUUUAGCAGCAGAAAAGUUGUCUCCAUGCUUACAUAAAAUUCUUUUGCAGUCAGCACAAAUUUUAAGUUUUAUAAAGAGCAAUGCAUCAAAUUCACGAAUGUUAACGAUUUUGUGUGAAGAAAUGGGGCCUGAGCAUGUGAAUCUACCCCUUCAUGCUGAAGUACGUUGGAUUUCGAGAGGGAGAAUUUUAACAAGAUUAUUUGAACUACGACAUGAAAUUGAAAUUUUUUUAAACCAGAAGCAUUCAGAUUUGGCCAAGUAUUUUCUUGAUGAAGAAUGGGUUGCAAAGCUGGCCUAUUUAUCAGAUAUUUUUUCACUUAUAAAUGAACUCAACUUAAGUCUCCGAGGAACUAUGACUACUCUCUUCAAUUUGUAUAAUAAAAUGGAUAUACUUAAGGAAAAGUUAAAAAUGUGGUUGAAGCGCACACAAGAGAAUGAUUAUGACAUGUUCCCUUCAUUUUCCGAAUUCGUAAACUCAUCAGACUUAAAUAUGAGAAGCAUUGCAAGCAUUAUUUUUGAGCACCUGGAAGGACUUUGUCAAAUGUUCAAUGACUGUUACCCACCAGAAGAAGACUUGCGUUCAGGAAAUUUGUGGAUAAUUAAUCCUUUUAUGAAUCCCAAAGAUAGUAAUCUCAUGGACUUCGAAGAAGAAAAACUAGUACAGCUAUCUUCAGAUUUGGAAUUACAGUCAGUAUUUAAAUCAAUGUCUGUGACUCAGUUUUGGAUAAAUGCAAAGACAAAUUACCCAGAACUCCAUGAAAAGGCAAUGAAGUUUUUAUUGCCCUUUUCAACUGUUUAUUUAUGUGAUGCUACAUUUUCCGCUUUGACUGAGUCAAGACAAAGAAAUCUGUUGGUUUCUGGUCCUGCUCUAAGACUUGCAGUCACAUCUUUAAUUCCAAGGAUAGAAAAAUUAGUAAAGGAGAAAGAAUAGUAAGAUGGGUAUUGCUAAUGAUCAAAGUCUAUAAUUUUGUGUUAAAUUUUGUAUAAAUAUCCUAAAAUAUAAUUUCCUAAUGUGGAUAUGUGUUUUCAGUGAUUAUAUGUUUUAAUAAUUUUUCUUUUUGUUGAGGAAUAAUUGUGCAUUUAUACCUAGUUAUAUAUUAUAAUUUUAAUAGUCCAAGGCAGAGAAUUUAGCUAUUUGAUUGAUUGAUUGGAUCAUCUGGAUUAGGGACAAAAAUGGUCACAAAAAGCCUGUUUGUAAUGUAUCAGCACACCUGGAUGUUAAUCUGCUUGGCCUUUAGAAGCACAUGGGACAUUGCAGUCUUCAGCCAGGCAGCCACCCACCCCAGCAGGUUGUGGGUACUAGAAAACAAAGAUCUAAGCAGCUUGGCUGAUCAGAAAUAGAAGCUGCAGGAGAGUAGGGGUUUCUGUGGCGCUCUAGACCAGGGCUUGGCAAACUUUUCCCAUAAAAGGCCAGAUAGUGAAUACUUUAGGUUUUGCAGGCCAUGUGGUGGCAACUAGUCAAUUUUGGGUUUGCAGCACAAAAGCAGCUGUAGGCAAUACACAGACAAAUGAGUGUGGCUGUGUUUCAAUAAAACUUUAUGAACAUUGAA
Molecule: messenger RNA, 5671 nt
Organism: Lynx canadensis (Canada lynx)
Lineage: Eukaryota; Metazoa; Chordata; Mammalia; Carnivora; Felidae
Gene: ZMYM6
Product: zinc finger MYM-type containing 6
Exons: 15
Coding region: 1090-5052 (1320 amino acids)
Molecular function (GO): zinc ion binding
Source: RefSeq, a predicted model, not a curated record